This is a messenger RNA of Trifolium pratense (red clover), 1490 nucleotides long. Its product is annotated as E3 ubiquitin-protein ligase RGLG4-like. The record is from RefSeq and is a predicted model, not a curated record. Lineage: Eukaryota; Viridiplantae; Streptophyta; Magnoliopsida; Fabales; Fabaceae. The transcript has 10 exons. The coding region runs from base 227 to 1147 and encodes 306 amino acids.
AAUCCAUCAAAAUGGACAUAUGUCAAAGACCUUAUUAUCUAGAUUCAUAUAUCUAUUUGGUAAAUAGCGGUCAUCUAUGCUAUGCGAUAAUUACGUGUCUUAGUGAUUUAGUCACACUUUACUCUUCUUGUGCUUUUUCAACGUUCCAAUUCCAACAGAGCUUCAACGAACGCGAGUACCAAUUCGCGGUUCGCCGGCAGACAGUUGAACGAAUUACUAUAUAAAUAUGGGACACAGUUCAAACAGCAAGAAGAAAUCUCCCAACAGCGACAAGUAUGCUUUGAUUCAAGAUAACUUCACUUCCCUCGAACAGGUUAUUGCUGCCCUGGGGAAAUAUGGUUUAGAAUCAUCAAAUCUCAUCCUUGGAAUUGAUUUCACAAAGAGUAAUGAAUGGACAGGCCAAAACUCAUUCAAUAGGAGAAGCCUUCAUGCAAUUGGAAAUACACCCAACCCCUAUGAGAAGGCCAUCUCAAUUGUUGGCAAGACUUUGGCUCCCUUUGGUCAUGAUAACUUGAUUCCAUGCUUUGGCUUUGGUGAUUUUACCACACAUGAUCAAGAAGUAUUCAGCUUUCAUAGUGAUCAUUCACCUUGCCAUGGCUUUGAGGAAGUUUUGGCUUGCUACAAAAAAAUUGUUCCAAACUUGAAACUCUCAGGACCAACUUCUUAUGCUCCUGUGAUUGAAGCUGCCAUAGACAUAGUUGAGAAAAGUCAUGGCCAAUUCCACGUGUUGGUUAUCAUUGCAGAUGGUCAGGUAACAAGAAGUGUAGAUUAUGAUGAUAAGGAACUCAGUCCCCAAGAAGAGAAAACAAUCAAAGCAAUUGCUGAAGCAAGUAAAUAUCCACUUGCUAUAGUCCUGGUUGGAGUUGGCGAUGGACCAUGGGAAGACAUGGAAAAGUUUGAUGACAAAAUUCCAGCACGCGAUUUUGAUAAUUUUCAGUUUGUUAAUUUCACGGAGAUCAUGUCUAAAUCCACAAGCCCCGACGAGAAAGAAGCAGCUUUUGCACUGGCUGCUCUCAUGGAGAUUCCCUUCCAAUACAAGGCAUGUGUUGAAUUUCAAAAACUUGGACGUGUAAGAGGAAGAGCAAGUAGAAUAGUUCCUAAACCUUCACCUGUUGAGCCAGCAGCAACCACAGAUGCGCAAAAUUAAUCUACUUGUAGAUUGUAGAUCAAGGUUAUUUCUCUAUAUGUAGAGUGCGGAUUACUAGUCGAAAUUGUCUCUUACAAAGUAAUGAAAAAUUCAAUUUCAUGGCACAAUUAAGCUAUGAUCCCAAUUUUUCCAGUUAAGUAAUAUGUGUUUGAAUUGUAGUUUAAAUUUUGACUAGUAAGAUUCACUAUUUUACUGGAUCCAUGGCUCUCCUCUAAGUAAUUAUUUAUUGUUAUUUUUCAUUCGCAUGAAAAAAUAUUAGAUUCGCUAUUGUUUCUAAAUGAUGAUGUUUGAGAAAAUCUAUAUAUUGUUGCAAUUGAGACUAAUCUAAAUUUAUUGAGAGCAA